UUACAAAACCCUCAAUCACUCACACUUCUCUUGUCACGAAAACGCAACCACAGAGAGAGAGAGAGAGAGAGAGAGAGAGAGAGAGAGAGAGAGAAAAGAAGAAGGGGUGUUUUGUUUACUGUGAUUGAGAGAAGCGCACUCAAACAAACGAAGAAUUUGCAAAAUCAUGGCUCCGAAUCUGGAAUGUCGUAUGUACGAAGCGAAAUACCCUGAAGUAGACAUGGCGGUGAUGAUACAGGUGAAGAACAUAGCUGACAUGGGCGCUUACGUGUCGCUGUUGGAGUACAACAACAUCGAGGGCAUGAUCUUGUUCUCGGAGCUCUCACGCCGUCGGAUUCGGAGCGUGAGCUCACUCAUCAAGGUUGGGCGCAUCGAACCCGUGAUGGUUCUUCGUGUGGACAAGGAGAAAGGUUACAUCGAUCUCAGCAAGCGUAGGGUUUCUGAAGAAGACAUUCAAGCCUGUGAGGAAAGGUAUAAUAAGAGCAAACUCGUACACUCAAUCAUGCGACACGUUGCCGAGACCUUGAAUAUCGACUUAGAGGAGCUGUAUAUUCACAUUGGAUGGCCUUUAUAUCGCAAAUAUGGUCAUGCUUUUGAGGCAUUCAAAAUAAUUGUGACUGAUCCUGAUACAGUACUGAAUACUCUCACCCGUGAAGCCAAGGAAGUUGGCCCUGAUGGGCAAGAGGUGACCAAAGUGGUACCCGCUGUAUCAGAAGAAGUGAAGGAUUCUCUAGUAAAGAAUAUUAGAAGACGAAUGACUCCCCAACCCUUGAAAAUUAGGGCAGAUAUCGAAAUGAAAUGUUUUCAAUUUGAUGGAGUUCUUCACAUUAAGGAAGCAAUGCGGAGGGCUGAAGCUGCUGGAAAUAAUGACUGCCCUGUCAAAAUUAAACUUGUUGCUCCUCCACUUUACGUACUUACCACUCAAACUCUCGACAAGGAGCAAGGAAUAUUGGUUCUCAACAAUGCCAUUGUUUCUUGCACUGAAUCACUAGAACAACACAAGGGUAAACUUGUGGUGAAGGAGGAACCCAGAGCCGUGAGUGAACGGGAUGAUAAAUUGCUUGCUGAGCACAUGGCCCAGCUACGCCAAGACAAUGAGGAGGUCAGUGGCGAUGAAGACAGUGAGGAGGAAGAAGAUACCGGAAUGGGCGAAGUUGAUGUGGACAAUGGUCCUGGGAUAACGGAGUGACAAUAAACUUGUUGGUAUAGUAAGGCAUAGAUAGCACACCCGAGCUUUACUAAUUUUGUCUUUGAUUUAAUUCUUUUCAAACUGUUUUUAAAUGCGAUUGUAUUAUACCAGCUUAAAUUACUGUAUGUUGAGAUGUCUUGUAACUUGCAAAGCGAUUUUGGAGUUUCUUGAAGAGGGUGUUUAACCCAAACUAGCAGUUUACCGUCAUUUCAAAAAUGCUACCAUCUCUCCCUCUCUUCUCAUGCUAUUUACGUGGCUG
Molecule: messenger RNA, 1448 nt
Organism: Gastrolobium bilobum
Lineage: Eukaryota; Viridiplantae; Streptophyta; Magnoliopsida; Fabales; Fabaceae
Product: eukaryotic translation initiation factor 2 subunit alpha homolog
Exons: 7
Coding region: 167-1189 (340 amino acids)
Cellular component (GO): eukaryotic translation initiation factor 2B complex; eukaryotic translation initiation factor 2 complex; multi-eIF complex
Molecular function (GO): RNA binding; ribosome binding; translation initiation factor activity
Source: RefSeq, a predicted model, not a curated record